UUUUACUGUCAGUUGUCAAACACUAUUUUUCGGUUCUUGAAUUUAUUUACAAAAAUAUAAUUUCUUGAAAUAAAAAAUAACAUUUUAAUAUCAUCCGAUGGCAAAUCGGACAGUUAAGGAGGCGAAAAACGUCCAUGGGACUAAUCCGCAGUAUUUAAUUGAAAAAAUCAUCCGUUCCCGCAUUUACGACUCGAAAUAUUGGAAGGAACAAUGUUUUGCCCUAACCGCCGAAUUACUUGUGGACAAAGCCAUGGAACUACGAUUUGUUGGAGGUGUCUAUGGUGGCAACAUUAAGCCAACCCAAUUUCUCUGCUUGACACUGAAAAUGUUACAAAUUCAACCCGAAAAGGAUAUUGUUGUGGAAUUCAUCAAGAACGAAGAAUUCAAGUAUGUCCGUGCUCUGGGUGCUUUCUACCUCCGACUCACUGGCUCAUCAAUGGAUUGCUAUAAAUAUCUAGAACCUCUCUACAAUGACAAUCGAAAGUUACGAAGGCAAAAUCGUGGUGGUCAAUAUGAAAUUGUGUACAUGGACGAAUUUAUAGACGAGUUGCUCAAAAGUGACCGAGUGUGUGACAUUAUUUUGCCGCGUAUUCAAAAGCGCACUGUUCUGGAAGAGAACAACGAAUUGGAACCAAAAGUCUCAGCUUUGGAUGAAGAUCUGGACGAUGAUGUGGCUAGUGACGAUGAAGUGGUUCAAGAGAAAUACAAAGAUACUCCAAAGAAGAAGAAGAAAAAGGAGCGCUCCCGGUCAAGAUCUAGGUCGAGAUCGAGAGAGAAGAAAAAGGGUCACUCUGAUCCCAUUGACUAUGACCGCGAAUGUUUGAGAUACGAACGAGAUAGGGAAAGAGAUCGCGACCGAGGAGAUCGUGGAGACCGAGACCGGGACCGCAGACGCUAUGAACGUGAUGACCGAAGAGAAGAUUGGCAUGGUGGUGGUGGGGGUGCAGGAUUUGGCAGAGCAGACGACCGACAUUCGGGAAGAGGAGAACGCGAUGGUCGUUUUGCAAAUCAUGAUGAACGCGACCGACGCAGGGACAAGGAUAGGAGUGAUCGGGAUCGAGACCGAAGGAGGCAUUAAAAAAAAUCAUAAGUUUAGGUACUAAUAGAACUUUGAAUAUUACUCAUAGAAUUUUUUUUUAAUAAAAAAGAAAAAUUGAAGUUUUGUUUUUAUUUUUAAGUUCUACCAAAAGAUUUUAGGAAAAAUAAACAAACGGAUCUUUUUUGGAAAUAUAUCA
Molecule: messenger RNA, 1235 nt
Organism: Eupeodes corollae
Lineage: Eukaryota; Metazoa; Arthropoda; Insecta; Diptera; Syrphidae
Gene: Prp38
Product: pre-mRNA-splicing factor 38
Exons: 1
Coding region: 98-1078 (326 amino acids)
Cellular component (GO): precatalytic spliceosome
Source: RefSeq, a predicted model, not a curated record